GGUGGUCCUGCCAGGCUGUAGCUGGAGAUUGGUGGGGUCAGUGCGUGGCUCGAGGUCCUGUGCAGAGCGGGAGCAGUGUAGGCGGGGGGCGAGAGGCCGGUGUGCGCGGGGAGGUGCAGGCUUUUGUGCGUGUGUGCGUGAGGAGGAGGUGGGGGUGCGAGGCGGGCGGGGUGGCGGUGGGAGGCGGUCGCGCAGGGCGUGGGUGGGAGCGGUGGGGCGCAGGGCGGUGUGAGGGCUGUAGGGGGCGCUGUGCGCUCUGCCGUCGGGGUGGGGAUGGCCUAGAGGAGAGGCCAGGUCGCGGGACGCUGGUCCGAAGGGCGGCGAGUUCGGUUCCCCACCCCCCGUUUUUGCCCGCGCAUCUUUUUUCUCUUCUCCUCCGGCAUCGCCUCGGCCCCACCUGGGCUAGCAGAGCACGGGCAGCUUUGGCUCCCCUCCUUGACGGGUCCUGAUGGGGAGCCGGGAGGCUCGCUGCCCUCUUGCUCUUUCGGGCCCCUGCAACGGAAGAGGGCAGAGAGCCACAGGCAGGAGGGGCGCCUGGCUGCUGGCCGGGCUCAACCCUGGGCUGCAGCAAAGGGCUCGGCAAGUCUGGCGUGGGCGAGAAAGGCAGCGCAAGGCCAAGCCGGGCUGCCCGCGGGCGCAGCUGAAAGGAAACCUGCAGCAGCCCCAACCCUGCCUUCCAGGGACGGGGCGGGGGGGGGGGCUGGCAGGCUCAGCACGCCCCAACCAAGCACACACGCCUCCUCUGAGGAAAAAAAUCUCCUUCCCUAACUUUCUGCAUCGCCUCGGCCGUACGUGAACCCUGAAACCGGAGGCACGAAGCCAAGCGGCUGCAAGUCCUGGAUUUCUCCCAGUUCUCCCUCAGAGAGUAAAGCACCAGCUCCCCCUGCUCUCCCAGCGCCGAUCUCACCGCUGCCGAUGGCCGAGGCUCCUCCUCACUUCCGUUCUCAUCAAACCAAGAUGACGAAAGCAGCGUCUCCCGUCAUACCCCGACGUAGCUGCGGCCGCUCCCCUUCAGUGGACGCUAUUAUCAAAAUGGCGGCCGCGGCGGGAAAUAUGAGUGGGGUUUGUCGCUGGCAUGUCUGAGAGGGUAGCUGAGGCGCUAUGGAUGUCUUAGGCUGUAUGAAGUCCCUGCUCCUGGCAGCCACGCAGUACCGGGCCGCCAAGACACCGCCCAAUGCGGCGCUCCUGCAGCGCAGCCUGGAGGUUAUCUCUGGACUGAAGCUUACAAGAUUAUUUGCUUCAAACCAGAUUCUACCAAGUGAAUGUCUCAGUUGCCUAGUAGAACUCCUUGAGGACACUAAUAUAAGCCCAUCUCUAACCUUGUCUGUGGUUACUUUGCUGUCACAGCUAGCUUUAGACAAUGAGACUAGAGAAGCUCUUCAGGAUACCUACAGUCUAACCAGUGUGCUGGCAGGAGUGGUUCAUCGAAGUUCUACGAACCUUAGCGACCCAGUCUUACUACAGAGUAUUCAGUUGCUGCAGAGGCUAACCUACAAUGUUCCGGUCUUUUGCACUGGUGCCAACAUCGAUGAAUUAAUUUCAUUUCUAAUGCAUCAUGUUCAAUCCACCGAAGAUGAGUUAACGAUACCGUGUUUAGGACUCCUGGCAAACCUCUGUCGUCACAACUUAUCUGUUCAAACUCAGAUAAAAUCUUUGAAUAAUGUGAAGAGUUUCUAUCGUACCUUAAUAAGUUUCCUGGCCCAUAGUAGUUUGACUAUGGUUGUGUUUGCACUUUCAGUAUUAUCAAGCCUUACUUUGAAUGAGGAAGUAGGAGAAAAAUUGUUUCAUGCUCGAAAUAUCCAUCAGACUUUUCAGUUAAUAUUCAAUAUUGUUGUAAAUGGAGAUGGUACUCUAACAAGAAAAUACUCUGUUGAUUUACUCAUGGAUCUUCUGAAGAACCCCAAAGUUGCAGAUUAUCUUACCAGAUAUGAGCACUUUACCUCAUGCCUUGGUCAAGUAUUAGAUCUUCUUCAUGGAAGGGAUCCUGAUUCAUCAUCUAAGAUCUUAGAGCUGCUGCUUGCCUUCUGUUCUGUGAUAGAACUGCGUCAUACCCUGCGGCAGGCAAUACUGGAACCAUCUGGCUUGCCAGUCUCUGGAAAUACUAGAUUUGUGACUCGCUCAAAGACUUUUGAACCAUCUGUUGCAUUGGUGCACUUGUCAAACCAACCUUUGGAAGGCUCUGAAGACUGUUCAGUUCUAGCAUUGCAACUAUUCAAAGAGAUUUUUGAGGAUAUUAUUAACAGUGGGAAUAGUGCCUCAGCCGAACACUUUGUGGAUCUUUUGCUGCCUGUUCUUCUUGAUCAUCUUCAGAUGCCGGAACAGAUUGUAGAUGAGCUAUUAGUGAAGAAAAAGUGUGAAAGAAUGGUCAAGGCUAUUAAUGUCCUGACAAUGCUCUGUAGAGAUGACGCACUGAAAAUGCGUGCCUCGACGGUACUGACUGCCAGCCAAUGCACGUCUCUAAUAGAACACCAGUUUACCUAU
Molecule: messenger RNA, 2481 nt
Organism: Grus americana (Whooping crane)
Lineage: Eukaryota; Metazoa; Chordata; Aves; Gruiformes; Gruidae
Product: protein CIP2A homolog
Exons: 11
Molecular function (GO): protein binding
Source: RefSeq, a predicted model, not a curated record